Trypanosoma conorhini is the source of this 4578-nucleotide messenger RNA. RefSeq names its product putative serine/threonine protein kinase. Gene Ontology annotation, cellular component: cytoplasm. Gene Ontology annotation, molecular function: protein serine/threonine kinase activity; ATP binding. NCBI's taxonomy places the organism in Eukaryota, Euglenozoa, Kinetoplastea, Trypanosomatida, Trypanosomatidae. The record is from RefSeq and is a predicted model, not a curated record. Gene Ontology annotation, biological process: cyclic nucleotide biosynthetic process; intracellular signal transduction; protein phosphorylation. The coding region runs from base 1 to 4578 and encodes 1525 amino acids. The transcript has a single exon.
AUGACUUCUAACUCGCGGCCCGCGGUGAACUCUCGGCCGGAGGCCGCACACUCCUCACUCCCAGGGCUUCAUAUCGACCUCCCCAACUCGCCCAUGCGCCGGAGUGCCAGGGGUCAGCGAAACUUAGCCGCGGAAACGGAACCGAGUAAAAAGUUUCCGGUAAUAGCGAGCGCGGGAAAUAGUGCCGCUGCGAGUCCACUGAACGCUGGAGAAUUAGGGAAACAAAUGGCGGCGACGGAAGCGAGCUACAAAAUAUCCUCCCGGGCGUUGAUGAACGCAAAAGGUCUCCGAAACGUGCGCAGCAUUUCGUGUAUGGAGAUGGGGGCUGUCGAGAGCUCCCCGGAUGCGUCGACGAAGGAGAUGGAAGGCGUGUAUGCGACGCUGUUGGAUUCACGCUCGCCAGGGGAGAAGGAAGGUCUUAAAACCACGGGCACUGGGACCCGCAAAAAGGAAGCGUCCCCCGAUUCAGUGAAGCGGAGCCCUGUUCUUAGUUCUGGUUCCCCCGUUUCACCCGCGGCGCCGCGGUUGGAGGACGCGGGGGAGCCAAACGCAAUAUCGCUAGAAGGGAUGCUGCGUGAGGCCUCAAAAAUUUACGGCAUUCGCCUGAGGUGGAUUCUCUAUGGUGCCGUAUUACUGACUGUGAUAAUUUUCUUUCUCUUGCUUGGGGAAUUUCAUACCCUCGUGAAGGAAAAUGUUGUUGUUCCAGAAGAGGAAACCGUGGAGGUCGCAUUGGCCACCGCCGUCAAUCAACUGGAGUGGCUGCAGCACAGUGUGGGGGACACGUUGCGUGGUUUCGAAGUGGCGCGGGGAGUUUCGCAGGAUGUCUUGGCCCGCGCCCUUGAAUUUCUUUGCGGAACCAUCGGUGGAGCCCCGUUGGUGUUUGCAACCUACGGCGGCCGCAUGGGUGCGCCGCUGAAAGAGUAUUACGCCUGCCCCACAUCCGCCGCCGCCCAGGUUAAGGCUCCCCUCUCGAUCAAUGCCCCACAGGAGCUGCCGAAGGGAUCCCCAUGCAUGGCUGUCUACAGUUCGGAUUAUAUUAUCGCCAUGACAAAUUCAACAGCUGGGUCCGACGUGCUUGCGGUUAUCCUGCAAAAGGAGCCUCUGGGACGGCUGUUGGUUGCAAACUCUAUGCCAGCCUACAGUGCGUUGACGUUGAAGCGCCACGCUAUCGCCUUCCUUCUGCCAGAGUUUGCCUCAUCAAACCUUGUCGUCGCUAUGCACAGCUUAGACCAAACCUACACGAGCUACGCCGUGGCGCAGCCAACCCCACUGGCUCGAACCUUGCGGGACGAAUUCAACCGUGUCUGUGCUGCUGGAAAAGCUCACACGUGGCAUACUGUCGUGCGCCCCGACGUGAACGCCCCACGCGCGUGGAAGUAUGAUCCUAAUGCCUCCCACACUGCGAUGCCUGGCGCCCACGUGGAGUAUAGGGGGAUCUGGAGUAGUGUAUCACGCGUGGUUGCUUGUGGUGCUGUGUGUUCGCACCCAGAGGAAAAGGAGUGCACCGCUACGAACCCCACGGGCGCCUGGUUCAUCGUCGAUGACUCUCCAGUGAACCCAAAAACUGAAGUGGCGUUGACUGCUGUUUCGAUCGUCAGUGCUUUCGCCUUGUUUUUAAUCGUGGCGACGUUGAUCGUCGCGUACGUGAGCAUCAGCGCCCCUCUGCACCACCUGACCUCACUCAUCCUCAACACGAUGGGGGACAAGCAGAAGAGGGCGAGGCAGCAGCACUGGGUAUUUCACUGCACGCGAUGUUUUUGGGCAGGGGACCUGCAAGCGUUGGUGCGAACGUUUCAGUUGCUUUCCUUUUGCUUCCGCUUUAACAAGAAGUACGUUCCGCAGCACGUGCUUGAGCAGCAGUUGCGUGCCUUGCGGAAGCGAAAGGAUUAUUUGUGGCGGACCAUCGUGGUGGGGAUUGACUCGGACGAAGAGAAGUACGAAGAUGAAGAGGAGGAUAACUCGGACACCGGCGCGAGCGAUCCGGUGGAUAUGGAGGCCUUCGUCAAGACCGUUUCCGUGGCGGAAAGGGCUGCAGCCAUGGGCCAGUUAAGCAAACCCCAACGGUUGCCGACACGCGAGAGCAGCAUGUACGGCACGACUUCCCCCGGCACGGAAACCUGCGCGGAAGCUGGAAGCGUGGUCGCGGGCCACAACGGCAUCGAUUUGGGCAGAAGCGGUAUGAGUCUGGUGGAAAGCGCCACAGUCCUUGUCGUCCGUCUCUGUGCCGUGGAGUUGGCGUACUUCACCAAUUACAGGGCUGCCCUGAAGCCACAUCGCCGAAUCAUGAAUUUGCUUCUUGGACGUAUUCGUCGCUACCGCGGAGAGUUAUUUGAGCACUCCGGGGACUGCAUUGCGGCCGCGUGGAACGCCUUUGAAAGCCUUGCGGAUCACACCGAGCGAGCCGCCGCGUGUGCGUUAAGCAUCGCCAGGAUGCUGUCAGUCUACCGUGAGGCUGGCUUUCGCGUGGGCAUCGUUCUGCAUCAGGGCCCAUUUGUCUGUGGUGUGGUGGAGGACAACAAGGAGGCCUUCACGACCGUUUUUGGCACCGUGCCCCGUCAAGCCAUGGCGCUUGCCGAAUUGGCCUCUUCCCUUCCCUACUUUAGCGUCCUUGUGUCGGAGCCGGUGAAGCAGUCGCUGGCAUCCCGCUAUGAAUGCAUCAUGGUGGAUGUGAUAAAGUACCACGUGGAGGACAAUCCCAUCGUGAUGUUUGAGCUUCACGAGGAGCGGCGAGCGCCCCUGGUAAAGGGGACACCGUUGGCGUCUUCGGCAUUUGCGGAGGAGCACGCGCGCGUGUUUUUUGACUUUAGAAACCACGAUUUCACGCGUGCCAUGAAGGGUAUUGGGCAACUGCGCACUCGCUUCCCUGGACGCGGGCGUCGGUUGCUGGACCGAAUUGAGAUGCUCUGCAAGUACUACAUGCAACACGCAAAUGAGCUGCCGAUGCCGUACUUUCGUUCGUACCCCACCUGGCCAAUCUUUGAGGCCAUUGCGUACACGGAGUGGCCGCAUGAAAUGUGCCCACAGAGCAGCAAGGAUGAUUUAUUGUCAGACGCGCUGCAGAUCCCGCGGCACCCCAAGUCGAUUUAUGAAGAUGACACUGUGAAUUUCCGCCAGGAGCUGCACGACAACGUCCUAGCCUCCAGGCGAACACACAGCUCUUCCCCCACGACGAAGGCCAUCAGCCAUGCGUCUCCGAAAACUGCGGGAACAGGUAGCAAGAGGUCGCCUCUUGCCUCCUCCAUAGCAAGGCCUACGCAGUCUCCGCCGCAUUCGCCGGCGCGUUUGGAAUUGGUGAAGGGAACCGGUGGGGAAGCAGCACAGGAAGAAUGCUGCGCCAAGCCUUUGGGGAACGCGGCGGCGCAUUGGCCGCAUGCGGAGCAAACCGAACACUCUGUUGGGGUCGGUAGUUGGAGGGAGUCGGAUGCGGUCGCGGAAGGCGAACUUGCGUAUGCAGGGGAGUCCGUGCUUUCCAUUCAUACCCCCACCAACGCCUUCGCCACGGCCAGCGUAUCCGAAGCUGGGAGUGAGGCGAAGGGUGGUGAGUCUUGCGGCGAGGACGAGGAUGGAACUGGGCGGCAGCGUUUUUCCUUCACCAACCGCAUGGGAACGGCCUACAAAGCGGGUCGCAGCUGCAGCUUCGUCCAUGGCACGGAUUCCUUCACCUCCGUCAACAGCGAAACGAUGGGGAACGCCCCCACGCUUUCCUUUGGUGACAUUGGUGGGUCCUUCACCAAGGCGACGUCUGAGAUCCCGACGGAGAUUGUCGCGAAGAACGGCAUCACCUACCUCCGCAGCUCCCGCAUCCUUGGCAGAGGCUCGUUUGGGUGUGUCUACCUUGGCAUGGAUAUUCUCAGCGGUCGCAUGGUCGCCAUCAAGUUUCUGCCGCUCCCCUCGGAGGAGGAGGAGAUCGCCAACGUGGAGAGGGAGGUGGUGACGAUGCAACAGGUCAAGAGUAACCAGGUGGUGGAGUUUAUUUCGUAUGCCUUCAAUAGCAAUCUUAUUAUUAUAGUCAUGGAAUGUAUGCUGGCGGGUUCUCUGCAGGGAAUUCUUUCCGCCUUUGGUAGCAUCCCAGGCACAACGGCUCGUCUCUUUAUUAGAGAUGUCCUGCGUGGUCUUCACAAGUUGCACGCAUCGGGGGUUAUACACCGUGACGUGAAACCGCAAAAUGUGCUUCUCACGCUUGCCGGCAACUGCAAGAUCUCGGACUUUGGGGCCUCGGCCCUCCUGCUGGAGCUCGUCCGCCGGCAAAGGGAGGGUAAGGGGCUUCAGGUGCUGGGGACACCCGUGUACUUGGCGCCCGAGUCGGCGCGAGGCACACCGGAGGAGAAGAGCGACAUCUGGAGCUGCGGCAUCAUGUUCAUUCAGCUUUUGACGGGCAGCUUGCCGUAUGAAAAGCAAUUUCUGGAGAUGCCGCCGGAGGUUCUCGUUUUUCAGAUUGGCAGUGGCGCGGCGAAGCCCAUCAUUCCUGACACCCUUGACGAGUUCGACGCCGAGUUCGUCGGCAACUGCCUAAAGGCAGACCCGAAGGAACGUCUUUCGGCCCAGCGCCUGCUGGAGCUACCGCUCUUCGCGCUGUAG